CCGGCCAUGAAAAACACGUGACAAUUUCAAUUAACAACGCGAAAGUGGUGACUACCGCGACAGCCGCAAUUGCAACGGUACCGGAAUUUAGGAGAGUCAAAGACGCAUCUACGUCGACAAGCCUCCGCGAUACGGCAAUAGUCUCAAGCGCUGUAAACUUAUUAAUUAAUUCUACUCCACGCCUUUAUUAUCUUCCACCAACUCUAUCCCAACAUUUCUACUCCUAGCUUCAUUUCGACGGGAAAAAAGGGAAAAUAUAUAAAACAGUGUUAUGGGUGUUUCCAGAUGGGUUUUCUUGAUAUAUUCUCUUCUAGUGAUUCCACCAAAUCCCAUUGGUUGUUUGAGUUCAAAGGAGAUUUCAGAGAUUCCAGUAAGUUUUCUCAAUUUUGCCAAGAAAGCUGAGGUCUUUGAUUGGAUGGUUGGUAUUAGGAGAAGGAUUCAUGAGAAUCCUGAGCUGGGCUAUGAAGAAUUUGAGACUAGUAAGCUUGUAAGAGAAGAAUUGGAUAAGAUGGGGAUUCCUUAUAAGUAUCCUGUUGCUGUUACUGGUGUGGUUGGAUUUGUUGGUUCAGGAGAGCCUCCUUUUGUUGCCUUAAGGGCUGAUAUGGAUGCACUUGCCAUGCAGGAAAUGCUGGAGUGGGAGCACAAGAGCAAAAAUCCUGGGAAGAUGCACGCUUGUGGACAUGAUGCACACGUUGCAAUGCUACUCGGUGCUGCAAAGAUUCUACAAGAGCAUCGCGAAAUUUUGAAGGGAACAGUUGUUCUUGUCUUCCAACCAGCUGAAGAAGGAGGUGGAGGGGCAAAGAAAAUGAUAGAUGCAGGGGUGAUAGAAAAUGUCAAAGCCAUCUUUGGUCUCCAUGUCAAACCUGACUUGCCUGUGGGUGAAGUGGAAAGCAGACCUGGUUCUUUGUUGGCUGGAAGUGGCUUUUUUGAAGCUGUAAUAAGUGGAAAAGGUGGUCAUGCUGCGAUUCCUCAGCACUCUAUAGAUCCAAUAGUAGCAGCAUCCAAUGUGAUUGUGAGUUUACAACAUUUAGUUUCCCGAGAAGCUGAUCCUCUUGACUCUCAGGUACCUCUCUCUCUCUCCCCCCGAUUGCGCACGCCCACAUAUAGGUGUAUCCAGGUUCUUUACAGAAUGAAUGUGUCAUCGUGAUUAGGUCCUCAUACCUUGAAGUCUUCCUGUGAUGUCAUAAUCUUUAACUUCAGCACCAUACGCCCUUUUGAUUAUACCAUGAGCUGAGACAUCCAUGUCCUGCACAUCAUAAUGAAACAGAUUUACCUCUUUUACUUUUAGGAGCA
Messenger RNA from Coffea eugenioides, 1293 nucleotides. RefSeq names its product IAA-amino acid hydrolase ILR1-like 4. Gene Ontology annotation, molecular function: IAA-Ala conjugate hydrolase activity. The record is from RefSeq and is a predicted model, not a curated record. Gene Ontology annotation, biological process: auxin metabolic process. Gene Ontology annotation, cellular component: endoplasmic reticulum. NCBI's taxonomy places the organism in Eukaryota, Viridiplantae, Streptophyta, Magnoliopsida, Gentianales, Rubiaceae. The transcript has 3 exons. Bases 272 to 1147 code for a protein of 291 amino acids.